AUGAUAGCGCACUGUUCGGACCCCAAAAUUACUUUUGAUGAAAUGUCCUUUAAAUGGGCAUUAAAUGAAGAUGCAAUGGCUACCGAAAAGCUUACCGAAGGUAUAAGAUCAUUUGCUAAAGACGGUAGAACUUUAAAUGCCAAUUUAAAGCAAAGAUUGAUGAUUAACGAAGACGUAAAAAUCAAUGAACCCCUUUCUGAAGAUAUUACUUUUACUGUAAAAAGUC
Messenger RNA from Scutellospora calospora, 226 nucleotides. NCBI's taxonomy places the organism in Eukaryota, Fungi, Glomeromycota, Glomeromycetes, Diversisporales, Gigasporaceae. The record is from the annotation of a GenBank genome assembly.